Molecule: messenger RNA, 2557 nt
Organism: Quercus lobata
Lineage: Eukaryota; Viridiplantae; Streptophyta; Magnoliopsida; Fagales; Fagaceae
Exons: 9
Coding region: 89-2410 (773 amino acids)
Cellular component (GO): membrane
Molecular function (GO): protein binding
Source: RefSeq, a predicted model, not a curated record
UGGACGGUAGCGACAUCACCUCAGAAUUCAGAAAUCUCAAGAUUCUCAACCUGGUAGCGACUAGGAGGCCAGAAAUUUUUUUCAAUAGAUGGGUUCAUUUGUCCGGUCUAUCAAAAGAGAAUGGGCUAACUUGGAAGGUAAAUUUGAAAGCUUUAUUGAAGAACACGGGGCGGAGCUUCUCGUUAAAUACCAACACAUUCUCUUGGGCGACCUAUAUAGAAGAUUGUUUCAAAGUGCAGUGAAAGGUGAAUGGGAUGAAGUCGUUAAAUUAUGUGAAAAAGAACAUAAUGCUUUCAAUGUCCAGAUCACCAGGUCAGAAGACACGAUAUUCCACCUAGCUGCCUACAAUAAACUCGAAGAGGAAUUUGAAAGACUUUUAAACUUAUUGGGCGGGGUAGAAGAGAUUGAGUUUGAGAUUGAUAUCGCACGGAGUUCUUUAGGAUUGGUAAACAUGAAUAAAGAUACCGCUCUCCACAUUGCAGCAUCAGUGGGGAGUAUGAGGAUGUGUACCAGAAUCAUUGAUACCGCAAAAUCAACAGAGUUACUAGGUUAUCGUAACAAAGAUGGUGAGACCCCUCUCUUCUCAGCAGUACUUCAUGGUCAUAAAGAUGUUUUCCUUUACUUCCAUUCUAUCUGCGGCCCCGAAAUAGGCUAUGAUUACUGUAAAAAGGAAGAUGGUGAGAAUAUUCUCCACUAUGCCAUUACCGAAGAAUACUAUGAUUUGUCCCUAGUAAUACUUCGCCUAUAUGGAGAUUUUGUAAACCUUGCCAAUAAGGAUGGCAUGACCCCUCUCCAUCUCCUAGCAAGUAAGCCUUCCGCCUUCAAAAGUGGCUGUGAUCUUGAAUGGUUUGAAAAUUACCUGUAUCACUCAUUUGUCUCAACUGAUGACAAACGGGAACUAAUUAGGAAAGCAGAUCAUGAAGAGAACCUUGAAAGACCACAAGUUACAGAUGGAGCAUUUAGCCGAAAAUGCGCAUGGAUGGAAGCUGAUAUAGAGAAUCCCGAAAGACCCCAACAAGGAGGAGACCCAUCACCCAAUGGAGUUCAAGGGCAUCAAUCACAGUUUCCACCUAAUUACAGAACCUGCAGCUUUUCGUUUGCAGAACUUGUCUCCAAGGUAGUGCAAUAUAUAUUUGGAUAUUCGGAGAUAAAAAAGAAGGUAAGUGUGAUGAGGGUGAGGCACACAUGGUCAAUUCUGAUCUUGGAUGAAAUGCUACAAUACACUACAAUGUAUCAGCAUAAACCAGGCAGUGAUUUGUUGGAAAAGGAUAUGGAUUCAAUUAUAAAUGUUUUAUGCCCAAAAAACCCCAACUGUAAAAUAUCUGGUGAGCCAUCAGAUCGUUGUGAAGAUUGGAUAAAUGAAGUCGAAGGUGACGUGCGGUGUCGCAUUCCAAUCGAGGAAGAGCAAGAAAAGAUAAGAAAAGAGCUUCAAAGUGUUAGAAAUUCCUUUCUAACUUCGGCGAAGCCAGCAAAAAGUGCAACACCCAUACUAAUGGCAGCAAAAAAUGGAAUUACGGAAAUGGUUGAGAAAAUCCUCGAACGUUAUCUAGUUGCCAUGUAUGAUGUGGAUGAAAAGAAGAAGAACAUAGUGCUAUUGGCGGUGGAGCAUAAGCAACCCCGUGUAUUCGAGCUCUUACUCUCACUCAAGAAGAAGGGUACUAUAAAAAACAGCCUAUUCUGUGAAGUGGAUAAUGAUGGGAAUAGUGCUUCGCAUCUUGCUGCAACGAAAACAGAUUUUAUUUGGCCAGUUCCUGGAGCUGCAUCCCAAAUGCAAUGGGAUAUCAAAUGGUAUGAGUACAUAAAAAAAUCCAUAGAACCGAGGUUCCUCCUUCUCUGCAACAAGCAUGGCGAUACCCCAGAGGAGGUUUUCACAAAUAACCACAAGGAACUUGUUAAAAUGGGCGGGGAUUGGCUAACCAGCACAUCAAAUGCGUGCUCUGUCGUAGCAGGUCUCUUUGUCACAACUACCUUUACCAUGUCAACCACUGUGCCUGAUGGUGUCAAAGAAGACAAACACAAGCAGGCAUCCAAAAUGUUAGCUGGUUCAUCUUUUGUCUCCUUCUGCACUUCACUCAUAGCAGUGGUCAUGUUCCUUGCGAUUCUCACAUCUGGGUACAGAGAAAGAGAUUUUCGCUGGACUUUACUGGUGAAACUUUUGGUGGGUUUAACAGCAUUUUACUUGUCUAUCGCUUCCACCUUGAUAUCUUUCUCCACUGGACAUUUUUUCGUCUUCACGAAUCAACUGAAUUCUGCAGCUUCCUCGUUGUAUGUAGUGAUUUGCUUGCUGCUUAUAACAUUAUUUGCUGUCACACAGCUUCCGCUGUACUUUCAUUUGUUGUGGGCUACCUUCAAGAAGGUGCCACAACCAAGGUAUAGGUUGAUCCCUCGCUGGCCAUAUGGUAAAGAUUAACUAGUAUUUACGUUCCUACCUUUUUCAAGAGAGAGUUGGUUUGAGUUAUUGAUUAAUGAACUCGUUUACACUUUCUCCAAAUAAUAUUGAUGCAGCGGACUUGUAUUGUAUUUCUGUUCUAUAUAUUGCAAUAUAGUAACACAUUUA